Messenger RNA from Oryzias melastigma (Indian medaka), 961 nucleotides. RefSeq names its product phosphopantothenoylcysteine decarboxylase (gene ppcdc). The transcript has 5 exons. Gene Ontology annotation, molecular function: phosphopantothenoylcysteine decarboxylase activity; FMN binding. Gene Ontology annotation, cellular component: phosphopantothenoylcysteine decarboxylase complex. Lineage: Eukaryota; Metazoa; Chordata; Actinopteri; Beloniformes; Adrianichthyidae. Bases 27 to 668 code for a protein of 213 amino acids. Gene Ontology annotation, biological process: coenzyme A biosynthetic process. The record is from RefSeq and is a predicted model, not a curated record.
GGACGCUAGCUUCGUGUUUAGCUAGCAUGCAGCAGGACAAACACGUCUUCUGUCAAACUGUUGACUCGCUGAACUCCUCUGGAAGUUUCCGUGUUCUCGUUGGGGUGACAGGGAGUGUCGCAGCGCUAAAAUUGCCGGUUUUAGUCGACCAGCUUCUUCAACUCCCAGGGGUGGAUGUCAGAGUGGUCACCACAGAGCACGCCAAACACUUCUACAACCAUGCAGAAGUGGCAGCAAAAAUCUACAGCGACCAGGAUGAAUGGGAGCUCUGGAAGCAGCGCUCUGACCCCGUGUUGCACAUCGAGCUGAGGCGCUGGGCAGACCUGUUUGUCAUUGCGCCACUGGAUGCCAACACUCUGGGGAAGAUUUCUAAUGGCAUUUGUGACAAUCUGUUGACAUGUGUCGUAAGAGCCUGGGAUACAAGUCGACCUCUUCUCUUCUGUCCUGCAAUGAAUACAGCCAUGUGGCUGCAUCCCAUAACAGCCCAGCAGAUAUCCAGACUCAAAGAGUUUGGAUAUGUGGAAAUCCCUUGCAUUUCCAAGAAGCUCGUGUGUGGAGAUGAAGGUAAAGGCGCCAUGGCAGAAGUAUCCACUAUUAUCAGCGUCGUUGAGCAGCAUCUCCACGUCCUCACUGAAGAAUCUCAACAGAAAACUGACAUUACCAAAUAAACAUGCUUUUCCUUCAUAUUUAUGUCUGACUAGAACACAAAAGGAACUCAAUUCUGUUUUUUUCUAUUUUUUACCACUCAUCCGUCCUAAAGUUACGCCUUAAUGUCUGUAUUUAGUUUUACAAAUGGUUUUGGAUUUAUGUUUAUAUUUGUAAUCAAACUGUUUGAUAUAGACGAUGUGGUUGCAGACUUUGAGGUGGUGGAUAUUCUUGAUUGAUGUUGUUGUUCAAACACUGAAUUUUAUAAGUAAUGUUGCAAAGACAAAUUAUUAAAGAGAUUUUAUUAAAAAACAUA